CCUGGGCCGCAGGAGCGUGCUGAGCGUGCUGUGUUCAGUGUGCCAGGUGAUCGGCAUGUACGACUACACGGCGCAGAACGACGACGAGCUGGCCUUCAGCAAGGGCCAGAUCAUCACCGUGCUCAGCAGGGAGGACCCCGACUGGUGGAAGGGCGAGGUCAACGGCCACGUGGGGCUCUUGAGCGUGCUGAGCGUGCUGUGUUCAGUGUGCCAGGUGAUCGGCAUGUACGACUACACGGCGCAGAACGACGACGAGCUGGCCUUCAGCAAGGGCCAGAUCAUCACCGUGCUCAGCAGGGAGGACCCCGACUGGUGGAAGGGCGAGGUCAACGGCCACGGUGUGGGGGGGUCCCUGGGCCGCAGGAGCGUGCUGAGCGUGCUGUGUUCAGUGUGCCAGGUGAUCGGCAUGUACGACUACACGGCGCAGAACGACGACGAGCUGGCCUUCAGCAAGGGCCAGAUCAUCACCGUGCUCAGCAGGGAGGACCCCGACUGGUGGAAGGGCGAGGUCAACGGCCACGUGGGGCUCUUCCCGUCCAACUACGUGAAGCUGACCACGGACACGGACCCCAGCCAGCAGUGGUGUGCAGACCUGCACCUGCUGGACAUGCUGACUCCUACGGAGAGGAAGAGGCAGGGCUACAUCCACGAGCUCAUCGUCACCGAGGAGAACUACGUCAACGACCUGCAGCUGGUCACAGAGAUCUUCCAGAAGCCACUCCUGGAAUCUGAGCUGCUCACAGAGAAAGAAGUUGCCAUGAUUUUUGUUAAUUGGAAGGAGCUGAUUAUGUGCAAUAUAAAACUACUGAAGGCCCUGCGGGUGCGGAAGAAGAUGUCCGGGGAGAAGAUGCCGGUGAAGAUGAUCGGGGACAUCCUGACGGCCCAGCUGCCCCACAUGCAGCCCUACAUCAGGUUCUGCAGCUGCCAGCUCAACGGGGCCGCCCUCAUCCAGCAGAAGACGGACGAGGUGCCCGAGUUCAAGGAGUUCGUCAAAAGGUUGGCAAUGGAUCCUCGCUGUAAAGGAAUGCCACUCUCCAGUUUUCUACUAAAGCCUAUGCAACGGGUAACCAGAUACCCACUAAUCAUUAAAAAUAUAAUAGAGAACACUCCUGAGAACCACCCUGACCACAGCCACCUGAAGCACGCCCUGGAGAAGGCCGAGGAGCUCUGCUCCCAGGUCAACGAGGGCGUGCGCGAGAAGGAGAACUCGGACAGGCUGGAGUGGAUCCAGGCCCACGUGCAGUGUGAGGGCCUCUCCGAGCAACUCGUAUUUAACUCAGUCACAAACUGCCUGGGACCACGCAAGUUCCUGCACAGCGGGAAGCUCUAUAAAGCCAAGAGUAACAAGGAGCUCUAUGGUUUUCUGUUCAACGACUUCCUCCUGCUCACUCAGAUCAUAAAACCCCUUGGCUCCUCGGGCACAGACAAGGUGUUCAGCCCCAAGUCCAACCUGCAGUACAAAAUGUACAAAACUCCCAUUUUUCUAAACGAGGUACUGGUAAAAUUACCCACAGACCCUUCUGGAGAUGAGCCCAUCUUCCACAUCUCCCACAUUGACAGAGUCUACACCCUCCGGGCUGAAAGCAUCAAUGAGAGGACUGCCUGGGUUCAGAAGAUCAAAGCUGCUUCAGAACUUUACAUAGAGACUGAAAAGAAGAAGAGGGAAAAGGCCUACUUAGUUCGCUCGCAAAGGGCAACGGGCAUCGGGAGGCUGAUGGUGAAUGUGGUGGAGGGCAUCGAGCUCAAACCCUGCAGGUCCCACGGGAAGAGUAACCCCUACUGUGAGGUGACCAUGGGCUCCCAGUGCCACAUCACCAAGACCAUACAGGACACCCUGAACCCCAAGUGGAAUUCCAACUGCCAGUUCUUCAUCAAGGACCUGGAGCAGGACGUGCUCUGCAUCACGGUGUUCGAGCGGGACCAGUUCUCCCCGGACGACUUCCUGGGCAGGACGGAGAUCCGUGUGGCUGACAUCAAGAAGGAUCAGGGUUCCAAGGGGCCAGUCACGAAGUGUCUCCUCCUGCACGAGGUGCCGACGGGCGAGAUCGUUGUGCGGCUGGACCUGCAGCUGUUCGACGAGCCGUAGGAGGGCCGUGCUGGGGUCCGGUCGAGUCCGCUGCGAUCCGUCGGUGUCCGCGGGAGCUGCCGCAAAGUCCUUGCCGGCGCAGCAGGAAACCGCUGCUCGCUCUUUGCACCUCAGAGGGUUAUCAAAGCAAACAGGAGCAUCUUUGUGCCUUGAUAAUUCUCACUGAAAACACGAAUCCCCGGUCUGGCGAGGAGAUCUCCCUCGAUCUCUCGACGUGGAACUUGGCGUUGGUCUCCUGGGUGGAUGAAACGACCCUGUUGGUUCCUUGUAGCUCCGGUGGGAAGGGCUGGCAGACCACAGAGGUGGCUGUGCUUGCUCCAGUUGCCCUACUCUUGAAUUCCCACGGGGAAGGCAAUGUUGGGGUGUUUGGGAGGCUUUCUGCAGGGUUUUCCCGUGAAGGAAUUCUGUGCCUAUUGCUCAGCAAAGUGGGGUGUAAAUCGGAUGUGAAUGGAAGGAGAAGUUUUGCAGCAAGAAGAUCUUUGAAGAUCUUCACGAUGGUACUGAAAAGACUUAGAAAAUAAAUAGUCUAUAUCUAUAAACAGAGAAGAUUCUAUUAACAAACCACUUCAUGACUUGCAUUGCCCCUGAAAAUAAAUGAUGUCCAGGCCUCCUGCACAGAGAUGAAUUGCACUCCAGAAGAGUCCGCCCCCCUCGGUACCUUUGGAAGCGGUUGUUGUCCACGGGACUGUAAAUGUUGGCACAGGAAGCCAAGGGUUAAGCACAGAGCCCUGCUGUGUGUCCUGCUGUACCACUCAGAUACUCCUUUACUGCUGCUGCCCAGGUGGGUGAUCUGUCACCUGCAGUGGGGAAGAAAAAACAAUCACGGCUCCAGCUCAGGAAGGGAAUUCCCAGCCCACGGAGUGCGGUUUCAAAGCAAUCAGUGGUGUCCAGGUACUGGCUUGCGCUGGGCUCACCUGUGUGGGACAAGGUGUGAUGGGAGCGGGGCAGCAGCUCGCAGCGGUCGGUGGCUGUGCUGGGUGUGACCGGAGACAGAGCCUGGGACGGUGCAGAGCGGGGAACCCCAAAGCCCUGUGACCCCGGGGAGCGCCAGGGCUUGCCUGUCCAUCCGGCUCCAUGGACACGCCCGUCCAGGCCCACAGCCCUGCUUGCAAAGCACCAGCGCCCAGCGGGCUCUUCCGUCUGGAGUCCCCGGAGCACCCGCGGAAGGGCUCUGCUGAGUCUGGACUCGAGAGGGAAACGAGCCCCGAGAGUCAAAUUCCUCUUUGUUCUGCUUGGAUUCAUUCUGUCCAUGCCCUGCCCACGCAUCCACUGGUAUUUUUGUAAGGACUUCAUUCCGGAUGGGAGGUGCCAGCCCGUGUCAUUCGCAUGUGAACGUUCUCGUGGAGCCUGUUGUUGGGUUUUGGUGUUCCUUGCAUGUCCUUCAGUCCUGGUUCCCACCUCUCCUGUGUUGGUGGUGUUCUCUAGCACUACAAGUCUUAUUGGUUUCCAUUAGGAAAUUAGGAUAUAUCCAUAACAGGUAGGUAGAUCCGUAUGGUAAUAAGUGUAAACUGUGCUGGGAAGUGUCUGUGUAUUAUAAUUUCCUAAAAGACCACUGUAAUGUUUCAAGCAAUGGGAAGAAAAAAAAAAAAGUAUGUUGGAGGGACAACAAAGUUUACAUUUCAUACUUUUCAGAAUUGCUUUAUUAUUUAUUUAUUGAAGAUAGUGUAGAAUUUUGUAUCAGAAAUGACAGACAUACUUAUGUAUUUUUUGAAACAAAACAGAGACACACACUUUAGUUAGAAACUUUCAACUGACCACAUUUUAGAGGGAGUGUAACUUCCUAGGCAUGCAUUUGUUUACCACUAACUGGCUGAAAACACGAUUAAGAGAACUUUAGGUUUCUAUUUUUCAAUGUUGUUAAGAAAAUUGUUUCAAUUAAAAUAUGUAAAUAGUACUAAACCCAUGCUUUCCUAAUUCCAUAUCAAGACAUUUUAUGAAAUAUAAUGUAUAUGAAAAUACACAUUGUUGUGGUAGGAUAAAAAAAAAAAGUGAUAAAAUCUAUUACUGGAGUAACAUUAAAUGUCAUUGUCUAACCUUU
Messenger RNA from Empidonax traillii (willow flycatcher), 4124 nucleotides. RefSeq names its product intersectin-1-like. NCBI's taxonomy places the organism in Eukaryota, Metazoa, Chordata, Aves, Passeriformes, Tyrannidae. The transcript has 14 exons. The record is from RefSeq and is a predicted model, not a curated record. Gene Ontology annotation, molecular function: guanyl-nucleotide exchange factor activity; protein binding. The coding region runs from base 56 to 2086 and encodes 676 amino acids. Gene Ontology annotation, biological process: intracellular signal transduction; positive regulation of Rho protein signal transduction.